Molecule: messenger RNA, 2878 nt
Organism: Pezoporus flaviventris
Lineage: Eukaryota; Metazoa; Chordata; Aves; Psittaciformes; Psittacidae
Gene: PWWP3A
Product: PWWP domain containing 3A, DNA repair factor
Exons: 14
Coding region: 59-2317 (752 amino acids)
Source: RefSeq, a predicted model, not a curated record
CCGUAGCUCUUUCAGCCGGAGCACACUGGAAUCUUCCUUUACUACAUGAAACACAGUCAUGACAGACCAAGAGUAUGUUCUUUGCACCUGGAAGAAGCGUUUAUGGCCAGCAAAGGUUUUGCGCAAAGCUGGAGUUGCGAGGGAGAUUUCUUUGGAAGUUGAAAUACUUGGUUUGAAAGAACAGAUCAGUGUGAGCUGUGCAGAUGCUGAACCACUGAAGGAAGAACAUAUAGUGAACAUUGCCUCUAAUUUAGAUCAAAGGAAUAAUUUGAGUGAGGCUGUGGAAGAGCUGCGGUAUCGCCGGUCUCUUAAAAUUGCCCUGGAUAUUUUGAAUCCAAGUGACUCACCCAAAGAAGUACCACCUCCAGAAAACAGGCAAAGUACUCGGUUUUCGCAGGAGAACCAUUCAGGAUCUCUCUCACUGACUCCCUUUUGUAGCUUCUUUAAAGAUAGGUUGGAGCCUCAGGCUUCCAAGAGGAAAGGAGAAGAAAUAAAUAGCCCCAGCCUGAAGACUAGUUUAGAAAAAACAAACUGGAAAGGUUCUUUUGUUUUGGAGGAGAGUGCAGAAGCACAUGAAAGUGGAACAAACCCUUCCAGAUGUGAGACUGAGGACCUGUCUCGUACGCUGAACUCGGAGAGUCAGAACUUCAAAGAACCAGAAUCGGAAUCACCACCAAGACAGAAAACCAUCGAGCCCAGAUUGUUGCCAAAAACCAGAGCAGGAAAUAAAGUCUCCCCUAAACCAAAGGAGGAAAAAAGUAAGCAAGGAGGAAAACAACCAAGCAGUGCAGGAUUUCCUGUGUUGUGUAGGAAUGAUUUCCCUGAGGAUCAAGUACAGCCUUUUGCUGAGGAGGGGUCUGCCCAGUCUGUCCCCUGCACAUCUGGCACAGUGGUACCUGUCAGAAGUGCAAAGACCAGAAGUCAACUUAAAAGGACAUUACUGGAUUCCUCUUGUAAAAGUGCCUUGGAUGACUUGGAAAAAAGCACCAGCAGUGAAAGUCUGGCAAAGCAAUUAGAUGGAAGGAAAAAGCCAGUGAGUUUAAAACAAGUUAAUGGAGACCAAAAGAUCGGUGCAACUGCAUCUUCAUACAGGAAAAGGAAAUGCAGGAAUUGCCCUGAGUCUUCAUCUGGGCCUUCUAAUGAAGGGGUGCUUUCUGAUAGCAAAUCCUCACAGUGUGAAGAAGAGGAAAGUAAGAAUACUGCACCUGUGGUCAUGAAUAAAGUAAAGCAGUUUCAGCUGCCUGACUUUGAAGAAGAUGAAGGACUGGAAUCGUCUGACCUGUCUUCAAAGAUACUUUCCUCAGAGAGUCUCUCUCGCCUCUCGCCUCUGGUAGAUGAAGAGGAGGAGGAUGAAGAACUUCCUAGUGUUUUAUCACAUCAAGAACCACAGUCAAUUGAAGAAGGGAUUUUGGUCUGGUGCAGAUUGCGAAGGUACCCGUAUUGGCCAGCAGUGGUGAAAACUGUGAAGCGGAAACACCGAAAGGCCUGUGUGCUGUUAAUAGAAGGGAAUACAAAUGACAAGAAAAAAGGUUUUUCAGUAUCUCUUAGGAGUCUGAAGCACUUUGAUUGUGAAGAAAAGCAGGACCUCAUAGAACGAGCCAAAGAAGAUUAUCGCCAGGAGAUUGAGUGGUGUAUUCGACUGAUUUCUGACUAUCGAAUUAGAGUAGGUUGUCAUUCUUUUACGGGAUCCUUCUUGGAAUAUUUUGCUGAUGAUAUCAGCUACCCAGUUAGAAAGGAAGGUUAUCAAGGUUUAGUCCAAAUCACCUUUCCAGAUGUGGCAGAGGAAAAUACUGAAGAGUCUUUAUCAGAAACAUCACUUCAGAAGCCCUCCAGGAAACUUCUUCCUGACAGGACAAGAGCUGCUAGAGAUAAAGCAAAUAAGAAGAUAGUGGAGUUUAUAGUGAAGACUAAGGGGGCUGAAGAGCAUCUUUUGGCUAUUUUGAAAAGCAGAAAGCAAUCCCGGUGGCUGAAGGGAUUCCUGAAUUCGAGACAGUAUGUGACCUGUGUUGAAACCUAUUUGGAGGAUGAAGAGCAACUGGACCUUGUAGUGAACUACUUGAAGGAAGUGUAUCACGAAAUAGAGGCUAAACAUCUGCAUCACAUAAAUGGAGAUGGAAUAAAAUUUAUUUCAGAUGUUCUUUUGCCUGAAGCCAUCAUUUAUGCCAUUUCUGCUGUGGAUGAUAUAGAUUACAAGAAGGCAGAAGAGAAGUACAUCAAAGGACCAUCUGUGAGCAAGAGGGAGAGAGAAAUCUUUGACGAAGAAAUCCUAGAAAGAAAGAAGUGGAAGACCAAACCAGCACUUGCAGACGGGGUCUGAACAGCAGCACAACCUUUCCCCAGCUCCCCUGGCACUGAGUGUAUGUCAUGAAGUGCUUAUUUGUAUAAAAAGUGUAAUUCUUACUCUUCAAAACCUGUUUGUGUAUCUCUGAAAGAGGUAGUCAUUGUGCUGCUCUCGGAUGCAGUCCUGUCUUCAGUCCUUGCUCCCCAUUCUGUGCCCUGGAGCUGUUCUUGCUGUGUUGAACUGACUGUGAAAGACAAUGCAACAGGCCUUGGGAGCACUGUGGGUGUGUGGCUGCCUCAAUCCUCAUCCAUUCAGCAUCCUUAACACGGAGCUGCAGGUGCUUUGCAGAGCUUCUUGAUAGAAUGCUGAGUUUUAUAGGAGUUAUUUUGGCCAAAUAGCUGACAACGGGAGGGCUGUUCUCUUUGAUGAGCACAGACUGGUGGAGGAUAUAGCCAUGUGUUGCUGGGUGACUUUACCACUACUGAAUGUCUGCGGGUUUCCUGUAUAAAAACAUUCCCACCGGAUUGACUGUUCCUGCUUUACGUGUCUCGAAGUGUGGGGAAAUAAAAUCGGUAGCUAGUGAUGCAAGCAGAAUAA